AAGAAACGUCAGUCUGGCCAGAGUGUUCGAGGAGGCGGAGAGACGGACAGGAGGAGCGAGAGGACUGAUGAAUGAUAGUGUCAGAGGAGUGUCUCACCUCGAUUAGCAGCGUUGGAGCUGUCAAGAUGGCUGUACUGGGCUCUUGUUAAAAGACUGAGAUAAUUUCACCCGUGAGACACUGGCAGAUCAGCAACUCACUUCGUCGCGGCGGCGGUAGAAGUAUUUCAUAUACACAGAGAUCUGCAGAUGGGUCAGGGUCUGUGGAGGGUGGUGAGGAACCAGCAGCUGCAGCAGCAGUACAGUGAACAGUGCUUCCUCCAGCGGGACAGAGAGCGGGGCCGGAGGGUGGGGCCCCCACUGGCUGAUCCACUGCAGCAGCGCCGCACACCACAGUGCCAGGUCCCCGGCACCGACAUCAGCCACCUGCUGCGCGUCCGCAGGGGCAAAGAGGAGCAGGGCUUCAUCGAUCUUGAGAUGCUGCCGCCUGAACUCAGCAUCACCAUCCUCUCCUACCUGAAUGCUACCGACCUGUGCCUGGCCUCCUGUGUGUGGCAGGACUUAGGCAAUGAUGAGUACCUGUGGCAGGGCCUGUGCAAGUCCACUUGGGGUCACUGUUCCAUAUACAAUCGAAGGCUUCCAUCUGGAUUUUCCUAUAGAAAGCUCUACAUGGAAUUGGAUGAAGGAAGCCUAACCUUCAACGCCAACCCGCAAGAGGGUAUCAGUUACUUCAUGUCCAGAGGUAUUCUUGUGGACCACCCGAAGGAAAUUGCCAAGUUUAUAUUCUAUACCAGAAUGCUGAACUGGAAGAUGCUGCGGAUUUAUCUUGAUGAACGGCGAGAUGUUCUGGAUGAGCUGGUCACACUUCAUAAUUUUAGUAACCAGUUCCUUCCUAAUGCACUGAGGGACUUCUUCAGACACAUUCAUGCCCCGGAGGAGAGGGGCGAGUACCUGGAGACCCUCAUCACUAAGUUUUCUCAUCGUUUCUGUGCCUGCAACCCCACUUUGGUCCAGGAAGUGGGCUUAAGUCCUGAUGCGGUGUACGUGCUGUGCUACUCUCUCAUCCUUCUCUCCAUCGAUCUGACCAGCCCUCACGUAAAGAACAAGAUGUCCAAGAGGGAGUUUAUCCGAAACACACGGCGGGCGGCUCAGAACAUCAGCGAGGACUUUGUAGGCCACCUCUAUGACAACAUCUAUCUGAUCGGCCACGUGGCGGCCUAGGCACUACAGAGACACGUCAGAGAGAGCUGGCGCGUAAAACAUUAGCAAAUGCACUAGGAAGGAUUCUGCUUCAAGCUGGAAGAAAAACACUGUCAGAACUCAUUUUAAAAAUGAAGUCCUAUGAGUUAAGCCUUUAAUAUGAUGUGCUGCAUUACAAAGAUGUGGAGGACAGCCACAAUGUGAAGAAUCAGCAAAGCAAGUCAGUUGUUAGCAGGCUAGCAAUGGUAGCGACAAGGUUUACCUACAAGAAACCGCUUAAACAUGCAAAACUAUGUAGCUACAUGAAGAUUAAUGAGAUAAGCUAUGAAGUCAGUUAAAGCUGAAUGUAGACUUAAUGGGGCUUGCAUCAUAUUUACAAAGACAUCUAUUUUCUUCCUCGUUCUAAAUUGGAAACCUCAUUAUAUCAAAUGAAUGUCAGCUUUUUUGCCAUAUCUACAAAAUCCAGGCAAGUCUAAGACAUUCAGUCUAUAGUCACUGUGAUAUCAAAAGAUUGACAGACUAAAACAGCAGAACUAUUGAUAAUGAACAAAAGUAUUUUAUUUUAAUUCUGUGUGUACUUUCUUGUUUUAGGAGGCUGUGUGUUUGUGCAUUGUCACAUAUGUCUCAUCUUCCUUGAGAAGAGUAAAAGCCCGUGAGACAUUGUAUGCACUGAAUUUUUAUUACGUUUGUUUCAUAGGUUUGGUCAUUUUUUUUUUGUUGUACACCACAUUCUGUUAGACCGUUUUCCAAUCCAAAAUAUAUCAAUUCUAUACAAGCAAAUACUUCAUAUACAAGCAAAUGAAAUCCAUCAUCUGAACAUCUGAGUACAUUCAUCUAGAGAAGCUUUUCUCAAAAAAUUCAUUGAACAUUUUGUCUUUUAGUUAAGUAUUUGCUCUCAGUUCAUAAAUGUGGGUAUUUUUUUUUUUUCUUUUCUUUUAUUCAGAUUUUCUACAAUUGGGUGCCAAUAGAGAGGAUUAAAUACUAAACGACAUAUACACAAUAAUAAGGAACGACAUUAUUAUUCACACGCUCUGCAUAGUUUAAUUUAAUGUUGAACAUUUUAUUUGCACAUAAUGUAUAUAAUUAUAGAGAUUUAUAAACAUUAAAUUUUAUUUUGGAGUAUUUUAACUAAGAGUUGUGGUUUUUCCCUCAAUUAAAAAGAGUGAAUUCUCCUUUGCACUUUUUUGGCAUAUUUACCAUGUCACAAUGCUACAUAAUUCUGACCAUUGUUAUCCAGUGCAGAAUUAACUGUAAUUUUAAUAACAGAUUACAGCUAAUCUUUCCCUGGUUCUUUUGGUAUUUCUUUUCAUUAUAUGCUCAGCAUUCUUUUGGUAUUUAAUUUUGGUAUCAAAUUUGAACAAAUCUGCUUAACUAGUUAAAUAGCAGAAAGAAUUUGUUUAAUAGAGAUUUCAGUAUGACAACACUGGACUAACGCACUUAUAGAUUGUAUCAAAAAAAUAAAAUUUUGAAAAUCA
Messenger RNA from Megalobrama amblycephala (Wuchang bream), 2672 nucleotides. It is a transcript of the gene fbxo8, whose product is annotated as F-box protein 8. Bases 247 to 1218 code for a protein of 323 amino acids. Lineage: Eukaryota; Metazoa; Chordata; Actinopteri; Cypriniformes; Xenocyprididae. The transcript has 6 exons. The record is from RefSeq and is a predicted model, not a curated record. Gene Ontology annotation, molecular function: protein binding; guanyl-nucleotide exchange factor activity. Gene Ontology annotation, biological process: regulation of ARF protein signal transduction.